Pongo pygmaeus (Bornean orangutan) is the source of this 9226-nucleotide messenger RNA. RefSeq names its product HECT, C2 and WW domain containing E3 ubiquitin protein ligase 1 (gene HECW1). Bases 350 to 5179 code for a protein of 1609 amino acids. Lineage: Eukaryota; Metazoa; Chordata; Mammalia; Primates; Hominidae. The transcript is spliced from 28 exons. Gene Ontology annotation, molecular function: protein binding; ubiquitin protein ligase activity. The record is from RefSeq and is a predicted model, not a curated record. Gene Ontology annotation, cellular component: cytoplasm. Gene Ontology annotation, biological process: regulation of dendrite morphogenesis; ubiquitin-dependent protein catabolic process; protein ubiquitination.
UCUGGAGUCUGGUACCCACAGAGGAGCAGGCAGGGAGGGAGGGGAUGCAAGCGGGAGGAUAAAGCGAUGAAGUGUGCUGCGUUACCGCACAUCAGGCGCUGUUGUUGGAGCCGGAACACCGUGCGACUCUGACAGAACCGGCCCCCUCCUCGCGCACACACUCGCCGAGCCGCGCGCGCCCCUCCGCCGUGACAGUGGCCGUGGCCGCCGCUCUCUCGGGGCACCCGGCAGCCAGAGCGCGGCGAGAGCGGGCGGUCGCCAGGGUCCCCUCCCCAGCCAGUCCCAGGCGCCCGGUGCACUAUGCGGGGCACGUGCGCCCCCCAGCUCUAAUCUGCACGCUGACAGGAGCAUGAUCUGUGCCCAGGCCAGGGCUGCCAAGAAUCUGUACCAGAACAGAUUUUUAGGCCUGGCCGCCAUGGCGUCUCCUUCUAGAAACUCCCAGAGCCGACGCCGGUGCAAGGAGCCGCUCCGAUACAGCUACAACCCCGACCAGUUCCACAACAUGGACCUCAGGGGCGGCCCCCAUGAUGGCGUCACCAUUCCCCGCUCCACCAGCGACACUGACCUGGUCACCUCGGACAGCCGCUCCACGCUCAUGGUCAGCAGCUCCUACUAUUCCAUCGGGCACUCUCAGGACCUGGUCAUCCACUGGGACAUAAAGGAGGAAGUGGACGCUGGGGACUGGAUUGGCAUGUACCUCAUUGAUGAGGUCUUGUCCGAAAACUUUCUGGACUAUAAAAACCGUGGAGUCAAUGGUUCUCAUCGGGGUCAGAUCAUCUGGAAGAUCGAUGCCAGCUCGUACUUUGUGGAACCUGAAACUAAGAUCUGCUUCAAAUACUACCAUGGAGUGAGUGGGGCCCUGCGAGCAACCACCCCCAGUGUCACGGUCAAAAACUCGGCAGCUCCUAUUUUUAAAAGCAUUGGCACUGAUGAGACUGUCCAAGGACAAGGAAGUCGGAGGCUGAUCAGCUUCUCUCUCUCAGAUUUCCAAGCCAUGGGGUUGAAGAAAGGGAUGUUUUUCAACCCAGACCCUUAUCUGAAGAUUUCCAUUCAGCCUGGGAAGCACAGCAUCUUCCCCGCUCUCCCUCACCAUGGACAGGAGAGGAGAUCCAAGAUCAUAGGCAACACCGUGAACCCCAUCUGGCAGGCCGAGCAAUUCAGUUUUGUGUCCUUGCCCACUGACGUGCUGGAAAUUGAGGUGAAGGACAAGUUUGCCAAGAGCCGCCCCAUCAUCAAGCGCUUCUUGGGAAAGCUGUCGAUGCCCGUUCAAAGACUCCUGGAGAGACACGCCAUAGGGGAUAGGGUGGUCAGCUACACACUUGGCCGCAGGCUUCCAACAGAUCAUGUGAGUGGACAGCUGCAAUUCCGAUUUGAGAUCACUUCCUCCAUCCACCCAGCAGAUGAUGAGGAGAUUUCCCUGAGUACCGAGCCUGAGUCAGCCCAAAUUCAGGACAGCCCCAUGAACAACCUGAUGGAAAGCGGCAGUGGGGAACCUCGGUCUGAGGCACCAGAGUCCUCUGAGAGCUGGAAGCCAGAGCAGCUGGGUGAGGGCAGUGUCCCCGAUGGUCCAGGAAACCAAAGCAUGGAGCUUUCCAGACCAGCUGAAGAAGCAGCAGUCAUCACUGAGGCAGGAGACCAGGGCAUGGUCUCUGUGGGACCUGAGGGGGCUGGGGAGCUCCUGGCCCAGGUGCAAAAGGACAUCCAGCCUGCCCCCAGUGCAGAAGAGCUGGCCGAGCAGCUGGACCUGGGUGAGGAGGCGUCAGCACUGCUGCUGGAAGACGGUGAAGCCCCAGCCAGCACCAAGGAGGAGCCCUUGGAGGAGGAAGCAACGACGCAGAGCCGGGCUGGAAGGGAAGAAGAGGAGAAGGAGCAGGAGGAGGAGGAGGGAGAUGUGUCUACCCUGGAGCAGGGAGAGGGCAGGCUGCAGCUGCGGGCCUCGGUGAAGAGAAAAAGCAGGCCCUGCUCCUUGCCUGUGUCCGAGCUGGAGACGGUCAUCGCGUCAUCCUGCGGGGACCCCGAGACCCCGCGGACACACUACAUCCGCAUCCACACCCUGCUGCACAGCAUGCCCUCGGCCCAGGGAGGCAGCGCAGCAGAGGAGGAGGACGGCGCGGAGGAGGAGUCCACCCUCAAGGACUCGUCGGAGAAGGAUGGGCUCAGCGAGGUGGACACGAUGGCCGCUGACCCGUCUGCCCUGGAAGAGGACAGAGAAGAGCCCGAGGGGGCUACUCCAGGCACGGCGCACCCUGGCCACUCCGGGGGCCACUUCCCCAGCCUGGCCAAUGGCGCGGCCCAGGAUGGCGACACGCACCCCAGUACCGGGAGCGAGAGCGACUCCAGCCCCAGGCAAGGCGGGGACCACAGUUGCGAGGGCUGUGACGCGUCCUGCUGCAGCCCCUCGUGCUACAGCUCCUCUUGCUACAGCACGUCCUGCUACAGCAGCUCGUGCUACAGCGCCUCGUGCUACAGCCCCUCCUGCUACAACGGCAACAGGUUCGCCAGCCACACGCGCUUCUCCUCCGUGGACAGCGCCAAGAUCUCCGAGAGCACGGUCUUCUCCUCGCAAGACGACGAGGAGGAGGAGAACAGCGCGUUCGAGUCGGUACCCGACUCCAUGCAGAGCCCUGAGCUGGACCCGGAGUCCACGAACGGCGCUGGGCCGUGGCAAGACGAGCUGGCUGCCCCUAGCGGGCACGUGGAAAGAACCCCGGAAGGUCUGGAAUCCCCCGUGGCAGGUCCAAGCAAUCGGAGAGAAGGUGAAUGUCCUAUACUCCAUAAUUCCCAGCCAGUAAGCCAGCUUCCUUCCCUGAGGCCUGAACAUCAUCACUACCCAACAAUCGAUGAGCCUCUUCCACCAAACUGGGAAGCUCGAAUUGACAGCCACGGGCGGGUCUUUUAUGUGGACCACGUGAACCGCACAACCACCUGGCAGCGUCCGACGGCAGCAGCCACCCCGGAUGGCAUGCGGAGAUCGGGGUCCAUCCAGCAGAUGGAGCAACUCAACAGGCGGUAUCAAAACAUUCAGCGAACCAUUGCAACAGAGAGGUCCGAAGAAGAUUCUGGCAGCCAAAGCUGUGAGCAAGCCCCAGCAGGAGGAGGCGGAGGUGGAGGGAGUGACUCAGAAGCCGAAUCUUCCCAGUCCAGCUUAGAUCUAAGGAGAGAUGGGUCACUUUCUCCAGUGAACUCACAAAAAAUCACCUUGCUGCUGCAGUCCCCAGCGGUCAAGUUCAUCACCAACCCCGAGUUCUUCACUGUGCUGCAUGCCAAUUAUAGUGCCUACCGAGUCUUCACCAGUAGCACCUGCUUAAAGCACAUGAUUCUGAAAGUCCGACGGGAUGCUCGCAAUUUUGAACGCUACCAGCACAACCGGGACUUGGUGAAUUUCAUCAACAUGUUCGCAGACACUCGGCUGGAACUGCCCCGGGGCUGGGAAAUCAAAACGGACCAGCAGGGAAAGUCUUUUUUCGUGGACCACAACAGUCGAGCUACCACUUUCAUUGACCCCCGAAUCCCUCUUCAGAAUGGUCGUCUUCCCAAUCAUCUAACUCACCGACAGCACCUCCAGAGGCUCCGAAGUUACAGCGCUGGAGAGGCCUCAGAAGUUUCUAGAAACAGAGGAGCCUCUUUACUCGCCAGGCCAGGACACAGCUUAGUAGCUGCUAUUCGAAGCCAACAUCAACAUGAGUCAUUGCCACUGGCAUAUAAUGACAAGAUUGUGGCAUUUCUUCGCCAGCCAAACAUUUUUGAAAUGCUGCAAGAGCGUCAGCCAAGCUUAGCAAGAAACCACACACUCAGGGAGAAAAUCCAUUACAUUCGGACUGAGGGUAAUCACGGGCUUGAGAAGUUGUCCUGUGAUGCGGAUCUGGUCAUUUUGCUGAGUCUCUUUGAAGAAGAGAUUAUGUCCUACGUCCCCCUGCAGGCUGCCUUCCACCCUGGGUAUAGCUUCUCUCCCCGCUGUUCACCCUGUUCUUCACCUCAGAACUCCCCAGGUUUACAGAGAGCCAGUGCAAGAGCCCCUUCCCCCUACCGGAGAGACUUUGAGGCCAAGCUCCGCAAUUUCUACAGAAAACUGGAAGCCAAAGGAUUUGGUCAGGGUCCAGGGAAAAUUAAGCUCAUUAUUCGCCGGGAUCAUUUGUUGGAGGGAACCUUCAAUCAGGUGAUGGCCUAUUCACGGAAAGAGCUCCAGCGAAACAAGCUCUACGUCACCUUUGUUGGAGAGGAGGGCCUGGACUACAGUGGCCCCUCGCGGGAGUUCUUCUUCCUUCUGUCUCAGGAGCUCUUCAACCCUUACUAUGGACUCUUUGAGUACUCGGCAAAUGAUACUUACACGGUGCAGAUCAGCCCCAUGUCCGCAUUUGUAGAAAAUCAUCUUGAGUGGUUCAGGUUUAGCGGUCGCAUCCUGGGCCUGGCUCUGAUCCAUCAGUACCUUCUUGAUGCUUUCUUUACGAGGCCCUUCUACAAGGCACUCCUGAGACUGCCCUGUGAUUUGAGUGACCUGGAAUAUUUGGAUGAGGAAUUCCACCAGAGCUUGCAGUGGAUGAAGGACAACAACAUCACAGACAUCUUAGACCUCACUUUCACUGUUAAUGAAGAGGUUUUUGGACAGGUCACGGAAAGGGAGUUGAAGUCUGGAGGAGCCAACACACAGGUGACGGAGAAAAACAAGAAGGAGUACAUCGAGCGCAUGGUGAAGUGGCGGGUGGAGCGCGGCGUGGUACAGCAGACCGAGGCGCUGGUGCGCGGCUUCUACGAGGUUGUAGACUCGAGGCUAGUGUCCGUGUUUGAUGCCAGGGAGCUGGAGCUGGUGAUAGCUGGCACCGCGGAAAUCGACCUAAAUGACUGGCGGAAUAACACCGAGUACCGGGGAGGUUACCACGAUGGGCAUCUUGUGAUCCGCUGGUUCUGGGCUGCAGUGGAGCGCUUCAAUAAUGAGCAGAGGCUGAGAUUACUGCAGUUUGUCACGGGAACAUCCAGCGUGCCCUACGAAGGCUUCGCAGCCCUCCGUGGGAGCAAUGGGCUUCGGCGCUUCUGCAUAGAGAAAUGGGGGAAAAUUACCUCUCUCCCCAGGGCACACACAUGCUUCAACCGACUGGAUCUUCCACCGUAUCCCUCGUACUCCAUGUUGUAUGAAAAGCUGUUAACAGCAGUAGAGGAAACCAGCACCUUUGGACUUGAGUGAGGACAUGGAACCUCGCCUGACAUUUUCCUGGCCAGUGACAUCACCCUUCCUGGGAUGAUCCCCUUUUCCCUUUCCCUUAAUCAACUCUCCUUUGAUUUUGGUAUUCCAUGAUUUUUAUUUUCAAACCAAAUCAGGAUUGACAAAAGCUGUGCAUGAAGAACUGCCUUCUUCUAAGAUCUAACCUUCAGGCUUCUCUCCUCUGUUUUCAGUGAACUGCUAGCCUGUAUGCAAUAUUAAAAAACAGCUGUCUCAAGGUCUGUGUAUAUCUCCACAUACCUCCAUUACUAACAAUGAAAUAUGAAUGCAAGUUAAGCUACACUUGACCAAAUGGUAAUAAAUGUUUACUUCCAUUUCUAUCAUUGAAGGGAAAAUGUGAGCAUUAAGCACUCCAGGCUUUUAUAUGCCCAUGUCUUCUGAGCAGAGCCACCAUUUUUUAUAAUUUCUAACAACCAACUCCAGAACUAGGAGCUGAUUAACUCUUUGUUUUCCUCUCCAUCUACUUUUCCCUGUGCAUAAUAUCCAUCCAAAGGACAACAGUGGCAAAGCUGAAAUUUUUAUACAUUCAACUCAUGAUUCACAUGUGGCAUCAGUCCCAUCAGCCGGAACUAGCCUAGACAUACGGUGCAAAUAUUCUAACGAUUAACAACAGCAAGAAAACACCUGCUGCUGAUGCGAUGCAAUGCAUCCCAAUGGUUGUGGGGAUUGUGGGCUCAACUCAAGAGAAGUUUAGGAGGGGGAGCAUCCCUAGUGAAUACUCACAUCACAAGAAGGACAAACUUGUGCACAUGUCCAAGAAAGAAAGCUUCUUGAUUGAUGUAGCAUGAAGGAUGAGGCUUCAGCCCCCAUUGUCUUGUGUAGAAUGUGGCAAUGCCAACUGGAGAAAGGGAAGAAGGACAUAUUACCUUGGUUUGAAUCCCUGAGUUCUGUACUGUUCUGUUUUGUUUAGUCUAGCCACAGUUCUUCACAAAGGAAAAAAAAAUGUGUAGAUGAUACCAUGACUUUUGUUAAAGCCAUGACUUUUGUUUGGUUGGCAGACAAACCCUUUUUUUUAAACUUUGAUAUUGGUUUUUUUUCACUUUUUUUUUUCCUUUUCCUUUCUUAAUCAUGGAGUUCAAGUUCCUUUGCAUUCGAUUGCCCAUCGGGACCACACUAGGAAGCUGCAGAGAGUGAUGGUGCUUGUUAGGGAUCAAGGGCAACAUAGUACUUCUCCUUCACCCAUAGUAAUCCUCCUGGGGCAGAAACAUAACACCCCAAAGGCACGUUGAUUUGUAUCAAAAUAAAUAUCCAGUUUCUUUUAGCAUUCAGUGAAAACAUAUCUCAGAAAACUUCAUGUUGUCAGAAAAACAGUUGCAAGCUCCAAAGACAGCCUAACCUCUCAAUUACAUUUGAAAUAAACCCAACCAUAAUGGUCAUUUGCUAUUUUUCUAACGUUGUUAUCCAUGUUGCCUGAAAUAGGUCAUAAAUGAAAGUGUUUUUCUUCACUGGGAAAAAGAAGAGCUCAAGAGACCCCACUAUUUAAAUGUCACUUUAUUGUUUUCCAUAUUAAAACAAGGGAGAAAUGUAAGACGAAGUGAAUUUCAUAUGAAGCCACGCCUAAUGGCUCAUUUUACCAGUUUGUGUCUGGACAGUGUGUUAUUUGUGUUCCUACACUCUAAAGCAUUCCGGCCAGGAGCGGUGGCUCAUGCCUGUAAUCCCAGCACUUUGGGAGGCUGAGGUGGGGAGAUCACUUGAGGUCAGGAGUUCAAGACAAGCCUGGCCAACAUGGUGAAACCCCAUCUCUACUAAAAACACAAAAAUUAGCCAGGUGUGAUGGCACAUGACGGUAGUCCAGAUACUUGGGAGGCUAAGGAAGGAGAAUCGCUUGAACCUGAGAAGCAGAGGUUGCAGUGAGCCAAGAUUGUGCCGCUGCACUCCAGCCUGGAUGACCGAGGGAGACUCCAUCUCAAAAAAAUAAAUAAAAAUAAAAGCAUUUUUUUUAGUAGGAAUUAGCUACAAUGCCCAGCACCCCUUGAAGUGAUGUGUCCAUUGUCAAUCAAGGAGUAUACAUUAUAGAAAUUUAGCCUUUUAUUGUCUAAAAAGAAUAUUUACUGAGACAGGAUGGAAUGUGUAAGUUAUAUGAUAUAGAAUUUGAGGGAUAUGUAAAAUUCAGUACAUGUUCAGCAUCUGAAGAAUAAUGGAUUCCAAUGGAGCUAUUAUUUUAUUUAUGAAAUCAGAGCAAAAGGACUAUGCAGAUCACUGAACCAUAUCCUUAUUCUAACUCUUGCAACAGCAUCUCUAAUAUAGGGGCAUCUUUUAUCUUUAGAACUUGGUGUUAUAUAUAUGUAAAUACUCAUUAAUUCAAGCACUCUCUUUCUAGUACUUACAUUAUUUGUCAGGCAUUGGAAAGGGAGAAAGCUGUUUACAAGAUGGACCGGCUCCUGGAGAGCUUUACAAUUUAUAUAAAUAACUAAUUAAUCUAUUAAUUAGAUUAAUUAAUAUCUAAUCUACCUAUAUACAAAAGGAAUGCAGUAUCUCAGAAAUUAUAUAUAGAUAGGUAACUUUGGCAUACCUGAUUUUUCAACUACCGUUUCCUUAUCCACCAGCACUACUGAUGUCACAGCUAUAGAUCUAUCCCACAAAGCAUAACAGGAACAUUAUUUCACAAAAGUGCAAAAUUUCAUGAAGAAAUGCUGAUGUCACGGUCACCUGAAAGAAGAUGAAGCUUGUAAUAUUUUAUUGCAACCUUGCAUAGAAUCCUUAAGGAAGAAAAACAAAAAGAAGAGGAACACAGAAACAAGUUAUGGACAUUCAUGUUUACCUUAUUUAUAAGGCUGAUUUUUAAAUUAUAUAUAAUUUUUCAUUCAAUAUGUAUAUGAAAUGAAAUAGCUAUAGAACUAAAUUUCACUUAGGUGGAGGUAUAAACCACCUUAAAUUAUAUAGUUCGGGAGAAAAACAGAUCUAUUUGUUACCACCUGUAAUUUUUUUUUAAGCAUGAGUUUUCUCCAUGGAGGCAAAUUGCAAAAUUAAUCACUUAAAAAUUUAUAAGCCACAAUCUCCCUAAAACAAUUGCUUUUUGUAAGAGUGUAACGCCUUUAAUCAGGGGACAAACAAGAACAAUAAAUAAGAAAAGAUUUAUGUUACAACUUUGAAAAAUGCUUUUAAAAUUCUAUAAAGUGUUAUAAUAAUUUCACGGAUAUCACAAAUGUUUUAUGCUACAGUGUGAAGAUGAUAAUCCUAAAAAUGGAAAUUGACUCUGUGGGGUCAGAAGUAUUCUAAAUCUACUGAACUCUUUGUAAUUUCCUAUGUAUAUAAAUGAGUGGAGGUUGUGAAGAUGCCGAGAGAGUGGUGAAAAAAUUAAGAAAAAGAGACAUAUGAUUUGGGGGAGCAGGCGUUAAACAUGCAAGAUCUAAAUUUUCUUUUAAUACAUGACCAUAUGUCCUUGAACAGUAAGUAUAUUUGUGUGGCAAGCCAAUGGCUGAGUUUUCCAGGGUAGUUUUAAUAUUACAUCCAUCAUAUUGUCAGUCCAUAUGUCAAACCAUGUGUCCAAAAUUUGGGUUCGGAAAUUUCUCAGUUGCCACAAAUAUUUUCCCAGUCAAGAUGAAACACUUUCAAAUGAAAGUAGUUAGAACUUUACUUAACAAAUGUGGUGCUUUAUUAUUAUUAUUAUUAUUACGUACUUCCGUGUUCAUUAUUAAAACUGCUGCAAUACUAUAUCAUAAAAAUCUGGGAUGGAUGUUCCAGCCAUCAUAAGGUCCAAAAGAGAAAGUGUUAUUUUCCUGUUAGUGACAUGUAGUCCCUUUGUUCUAGUAGAAAAAAAGGUGCCUAGAGGUAGUAUAUAGAGUAAAUAUUGUUCCUUUAGCCUACUUCCUGCAGCUUCCAAUUUAUCCAAGGAAAUGUCUACAACAAUUUUGUUCAAAAGUCUGUUCUAGUCAAUAGCAGGAGAAGUCCACGUUAUUGGGCUGAUUUUGCUUACAUCAGCAAGAGAAAUGUCACGUGAUACUCAGGCCGCGCUUUCUCUUCCAUCACACCAUCUUCAAGGAAUGUCAAUAAACUCACUUUGGUAUGGCA